AUGGGACACCUCUCCCAGCCCGGAUGGGCGCCGUUGGCCUGCAACUUCAACCUCAUCCUCAACGUCUUCCUCGCCCUGCCUCUCGCUCUCACCUCCCAGGCCGCCCUCUUCGAGCCGACGCCUUCUCCGAACCUCGACCUCAAUCCGCUCGGCCGCAUUGCCCUGGUGGGGAAUUUCGACGCUGCCUCGCUCUACUCCUACAAGCCUACCAACAAAGAAGGCCUCGCCGGCUUCAAUGGCUCCCUCAAACAGUCGCUCAUCGCCCCCUUUCCCGACGGCUCCCUCUUCCCCAUAUCCUCUGCCGACGCCGAUAUCCUGGCCAUGUGCCCGUUAAAGGACAAGGAUGGCUCUGUCACCAGCGUCGUGGUGGGCGGUAACUUCACCAGCCUUGGAGGCGUCGAGUCCAACGGCGUGGCCGUUUUCGACUACAAAAACAUCCGUGUAUCUGCCGUGCCUGGUCUCUCCGGAACGGUCAACGCACUCUACUGUGACAGUGACUCGAACAUCGUCUACGUCGGAGGAGAGUUCAGAAACGCAGAGUCCACCAACGCCGUCAUCUGGUCUCCCAAGUCGGGCCUUUCCAACCUGCCCUUCAGCGGGUUCAACGGACCCGUCACAUCGAUUGUUCCCGCAAAGGAUGGCCGCGUUGUAUUUGGUGGCUCGUUCGAUGGCCUAGAAAACACAACAAGCCCAGAGAGGAAGGACCAGCAGAUUGUCAACCUGUUUACUGCCGAGAUCUCUGUCGGCUCAGGCUCGACUGCUGGAGGCUUUGACGAUCCUAGGAGCAUCAUCUGCCCUACCGAUGGCCAGUCUGGCCCCGGAAAGACCUGGUUGCUCACAGACAAUGCCCCGGGCUACUGGCGUGCUAACUUGCACUAUGGGUUCAGACCAACUAAGCUACGCGUUCGCAACGUUGUUAUGGACGGAAGAGGAACCAAAACAUUCAGAUUUACAGCCCUGCCCGACGGCGGGAUCCUGAACAUGACCUAUGUCGACCCCGAGAGCGGCCAGAAAAUUCCAUGUGAUGCUAGAUGUCCUCUCUCUAACGAUCCAAAGUAUGCUACUCGAGACUUCUCCUUUGUCAACAAUGUUGGCAUGAGCUCGUUCCAGCUGGAAGUCUCAGAAUGGUACGGACAGGGUGGUGGUUUUACUGGCAUUGAACUGUUCCAGGAUGAUAUUUAUGCAUAUGCUGUUAAUGACCUCAAUGAACCCACCUGUGCUGGUAUUCCGUUUGCCUCUACUGCUACCACGACUGGUGAAUGGAAGGUCCAGCCAUCUCACGAUAGUUCUUCUGACUAUUUAACCACCCAAAUCGAUGCAUCUACCGACACUUCCACCUCAGUCACCAUACAGCCAGACAUCAAGCAGUCGGGUAACUACUCCGUCACCAUUUUCACACCAGGCUGUAUUCAGGAUGGAACCUGUGCCACCCGUGGAACCGCCAACGUAACUGCCACUCUCAAGUCUUCCGAAGAUGCACCUAUCGUGGCCUCGAUAUCACAGACCAACAACUUCGACAAGUUUGACCAGAUCUAUGUCGGCCAUGUUGAUGCUAGCACCAGCAAAUUCAGACCAUCCGUCACAAUAACCCCCCGCCAUGACCAAGGCAUGAUCGAUUUUGUGGCAUCUAGAAUCUGGUUCCAAUUGAUUUCAUCUACUGGCGGUUUGAAUGGACUGUAUGAAUACGACCCAAAGGCGACAACUGUUGACACCAACUUCACUCAGUCUGCCAUCAACAAAGCCGGUACUGAACUUGAGCCUGAGGCAAUCAUCAACUCUCUCGUGUGGGACAAGGAUACCUUAUUCAUUGCAGGAAAUUUCACAAAGGAACCUAUUAGCAACAUUGUGUCACUUUCAGAUGGGACAUCGUCCCCCUUAUCACAGAAUGGUUUGAAUUUCGCGAUCAAAACUAUGCAGCUUCUUGACGGUCUGCUCUACGUUGGUGGCAACUUUUCAAACACUGCCGUUGGGGAUAAUGACAAGCUUAGCAGUGUUGCCGUAUACUCCAUAUCUGACAAGACCUGGCACUCCCUUGGUGCUGGAGUUAACGGCCCUGUCACUUCACUCGUCCUGUUCCCAACCAAUGUUACCUCAGGCAAGACCGAAACAACUAUCGCAGUUAAUGGAUUAUUUACAGAGAUUAAUGCGGCCGAUGGUCACCCUGCAAUACCCGCGAAUGGAUUCGCUGUCUGGGUACCGUCAGCAAAGAAAUGGCUGAAAGAACUGGACAUUGACCAUUUGGCAUACGUUGGCCAGCUCACUGCUUCCAGUCAGGUAGGCGAUGAGACCCUCUUGGCUGGAAAUCUUGCUUCUGGUGGAAUCGCUUCACACGGUGCUGUCAAUCUAGUUGACAACAACAAGCUUGGCCUCCGUGCACUACCAGUAAAUAUAGAGCUCGGUCAAGGUAUGCUACCUGAGCGUAAUGCGAAGCGCAAACUUGCAACAGGUGGCAGCAGCGGAGUCAUCACCGGUCUCUUUGAUACCGAAGGUGGUCGCAACCUCACAAUGCUAGCUGGUCACUUUACCGCAAAGACAUCUGACAACUCUGUCGUCAAUAACUUGGUCUUCCUCAAUGGCGCACAACACGAUGUCGUGACUGGCGCCGGUCCCGGGAUUGAUGCAAACUCAACCUUCUUAUCCCUUGCAGUUAACAAAGACAUGCUUUUGGCCGGCGGGAAAAUCUCUGGAAAAGUUGCAGAUGCAAAUAUCAAAGGCCUCGUUGUCUAUGAUCUCAAGAAUGAACAUCGUUACGCCUCCAACCAGCCUUCCGCAUUAGACGGCGACGAUGUUGAAGUUCGCGCCAUUGCUCCUCGUCCUGGCACCAACGACAUCUUCGUUGGUGGAGUCUUCCAAUCUGCCGGCUCUCUGCCUUGCCCGUCAGUUUGCUACCUUGAACUUGAUGGCAACCAAUGGAAUCGCCCGGGUACAUCCCUACGAGGAGAUGUUACCGUCCUCCUUUGGACAGAGAACGAUCAACUGCUCGUUGCUGGAAACCUCACUGUUGAGCGUAACGCGACUAUGCUCGCUAGAUACAAUGCAAAGGAACAAGAAUGGUCCACUAUCACAGGAAAGAACUCCGAAAGCAUUAAUGGUGAAGUGCGUGCCCUUGGCCUUUCACAGAGCGAUGGCUCAAAGUUUUGGAUCGCCGGGAAAUCCGCUGAUGGAGCCUCGUUCCUUGUUCACUACGACGGCACUGAAUUCCGCUCGGCUGGUCGCUUGUUUGGAGAGAGUACCCUAAUUGAGGGGCUGCAAGUUCUUCCACUCACCAAAACUCACGGCAAGACCGAUCUAUUAGAGGAGAACCAAUCUCUUCUAAUCACAGGCAAACUCCAGCUGCCCAACUUUGGAUACGUGUCUGGAGCCCUCUUCGACGGAACUACACUUGAACCAUUCAUACUUUCUAGUAUGUCUGAUGGUCGACCAGGGAGCAUAUCUGGAAUAUUCUCUGAGAACAAGAUCAACGUUGCUGGCCACCCCCUAGGCUGUGUCUUCUUCCUUGUUCUCUUCGGCAUUCUCCUUAACCGCUACCGCCGUUACAAGCAAGGCUACGUCACUGCACCUCAAGGCACAGAUCGAAAACCAGAUCUCAAUCGCGUUCCUCCAGAAUACCUUCUGGAGUCCCUCCGCCAUCGGACCCCCGGCACACGCAUCUAA
Molecule: messenger RNA, 3654 nt
Organism: Trichophyton verrucosum HKI 0517
Lineage: Eukaryota; Fungi; Ascomycota; Eurotiomycetes; Onygenales; Arthrodermataceae
Product: cellular morphogenesis protein (Rax2), putative
Exons: 3
Coding region: 1-3654 (1217 amino acids)
Biological process (GO): positive regulation of establishment of bipolar cell polarity regulating cell shape
Cellular component (GO): plasma membrane of growing cell tip
Source: RefSeq, a predicted model, not a curated record